Messenger RNA from Dunckerocampus dactyliophorus (ringed pipefish), 9383 nucleotides. It is a transcript of the gene rab11al, whose product is annotated as RAB11a, member RAS oncogene family, like. Bases 241 to 891 code for a protein of 216 amino acids. Gene Ontology annotation, cellular component: postsynaptic recycling endosome; axon; transport vesicle. The record is from RefSeq and is a predicted model, not a curated record. Gene Ontology annotation, molecular function: GTPase activity; GTP binding. NCBI's taxonomy places the organism in Eukaryota, Metazoa, Chordata, Actinopteri, Syngnathiformes, Syngnathidae. The transcript has 5 exons. Gene Ontology annotation, biological process: melanosome transport; neurotransmitter receptor transport, endosome to postsynaptic membrane; exocytosis.
GUCACGUCUCAGCUUGUGGCAAGUGACAGGGAGAGGAGGAAGACGACGGCAAAGUUUGUCAGGCAAGAGUUUAGUUUCUGCACUUUUUGGAGGACUACGACGACAUCAUCGCUGACGUGUGGUUUGACUCUGACAUCUACCCGCCGUCCUUUUAUACCAGGGACAAAAGCAGAAAAACAAAAAACAACUGAAGUUCGUUCGACUUCGACAAACGCGAACACCUCGAGUUAAGGAGAAACUAUGACAGGCAGAGAAGAUGAAUAUGAUUAUCUCUUCAAAGUGGUCCUGAUUGGAGAUUCAGGCGUGGGCAAAAGCAACCUGCUGUCUCGCUUCACUCGCAAUGAGUUCAACCUGGAGAGCAAGAGCACCAUCGGCGUGGAGUUCGCCACACGCAGCAUCCAAGUGGAAGGCAAGACCAUCAAGGCUCAGAUUUGGGACACAGCUGGACAGGAGCGGUACAGAGCUAUCACGUCUGCGUACUAUCGUGGCGCGGUGGGAGCACUCCUUGUUUAUGACAUCGCCAAGCACCUGACAUACGAGAACGCCGAGCGCUGGCUGAAGGAGCUCCAGGAUCACGCUGACAGCAACAUCGUCAUCAUGCUUGUGGGAAACAAAAGUGACCUGCGUCACCUCAGGGCGGUGCCCACAGACGAGGCCAAAGCUUUCGCAGAAAAACACGGCUUGUCUUUCUUGGAGACGUCAGCGUUGGACUCGUCUAAUGUGGAGCUCGCUUUCCAAACUAUCCUAACAGCCAUCUACAACAUCGUGUCGCAGCGGCAGAUGUCAGGACGGAGCGACUCAGACUUCUCGCCUGCCUCCAACGUCGUGCCCAUCACAGUGGAGCCCACCCAGAACACGUCCAGUAAGGGCAUGUGCUGCCAGAAUAACUGACCGCCUGGCGCCGCCGCUGCCGACCUCUUCCUUCAUUGCCGUGUUUGGGCAGAAAGCGAGUUAGACUAAGACAGAGAGGCAGACGUGGCGAGGAGAAGAAGAGGUGGGUACCAAUGACCACUUCACACAAGGACUACUGUAGUUGUUUUAGGGAGGGAGGGAGGGGGUUUAGGUGUUCAGAAUGGAGGAGAGGUCGGGAAACGUGAUAAACAGACGUGCGGCGCACAGGAAGUUUAGCAGUUCCACUCUCGGCUCCAUCAGCAAUUUUUCUUUAAAGCAAGACCGCUCCAUAAUCAAGAGCUGAUUGGCAAAUCUCAUGCUAGUUUUUUUUUGUUUUGUUUUUUUUUUACAAAUCGCAUUCAAAUUUGUCUUCCAUCACCGGAACAUUCCCAAAGACUGAACUGCCACCACUCCCCCAAUAGAUGUUUGACGUCUACAAAGACAUAUUUAUUGAACACUAGACGAUGUUGUUUUCAAAUAAUUCAGCCAUUAAAAUCUACCAGUAAAUGAACAAAUUAGUAGAGGAGCAUUGCAGCGGAUGAAGAUCUUGUGAGGACAUCGACAUAGCUGUCCAUGCGGGGACAUGUCAUCCUAAAUGCUGGGAUUUUAAGACUUUUUUUUUUUAUUCUUCUUGUCUUCUUGGUGAUUUCCUGCUUACAUGAGUCACACCCUUAAAUGAGAAGGGGUGUAGCUGCUUUCUUAUAAUUGGGGAUGGGGCUGCCUCGUGUAGGGUUCAAGCGAUAGUGAGGCCCCACGGUCCAGCCGGACUACUCCCUCUUCUCCUGCUUUCUGUCUAACUGGACCAGGAGACCAGAAUUUUUAAAAAAUGUUUUGCCUUGCAGGAUCCCCCUCGUGCUUGCUCGUCUUUGCUCGGGCGGGCGGGGCUUGGGGGGCCGCUGAGACAGGUUAUUUGUGUUUGUAAGUAAGGGUUUGAUUUAAAAAUGUGUGCACACAAUCAGUUGACAGUUGUGUUGCCUUCACGGGUCUUAAACUGGGUGGUGUAGGUGAGGGCUUUUUGUUGAAAAACACACAAAAAUCAUUUAUUCUAAUAUAUGUGUAUUGGACUGCAUCUGUAUAAAUAAAUCUCAUUUGUAAUAGACCGUUUCUAAUCUAGUCUCCUUGGCACAACAAACAUAUUCAAUGCAUUCACUUAUUGUGAUCACUAAUCAGAGAAAACUGACUUUGUAGCAGUUCAGUUUGAUGAUUUUAUGUCUGCUCCAUUGCACAAAAAUGCACUGACAACUGCUCUUUUGAUAGCUGAGACGAGUGCACAAUUUUUAUUUAACCCUUUCAACUUGCAAAUUAUGAAAUAUUGCAUAUUUUAAACGGGCCGCACGGUGGUCUAGUGGUUAGCAUGUUGGCCAACACAGUAACAGUCUGGGUUCGAUUCUGCCUUGGGCAUUUCUGUGUGGCGUUUGCAUGUUCUCCCCGUGUGUGCGUGGGUUUUCUCCGGGUACUCCGGUUUCCUCCCACAUCCAAAAACAUGCAGGUGAGGUUAAUUGGUGACUCUAAAUUGUCCAUAGGUAUGAAUGUGAGUGUGAAUGGUUGUUUGUCUGUGCCCUGCGAUUGGCUGGCCACCAGUCCAGGGUGUACCCCGCCUGUCGCCCGAAGUCAGCUGGGAUAGGUUCCAGCAUGCCUCAUGGCCCUAAUGAGAAGAAGCGGUAUAGAAAAUAGAUGGAUGGCAUAUUUUAAACCCCCUGACAAAAUGAUUUAGCACAGUCAUGAACAGUGACUUUUUUUUUUGCCUUUCAUCUAAAACAGAAAGUACAUUUGUGCAAAAAUUACAUAUUUAAAUAAUGUAAUCACAUGUAAAUAAUUUAAUUUAUUAUAUAUCCAAUUAUGAUUUUGAAACUUGAGUUCCAGCAGUUCAGUCAGUUUGGUUUUUUUGGGUGUUUAGAAACUCAUCCUAACUGCUCAUUUCAACCAUUUAGAAGUGAAUGACAUUUCUCAAAGCUUAACUGGAUAAGCUUUAUCCAGUAUAAUAUUUUUCUUUCAUUAUUCACACCAUAAUAAAUACGGUACAUUUAAUAAAAUAAAAAGCACCACUCAUCCAUCUGUCAGGGUUCAUUUUCAUUUUGUUGUUUUUAUUAGAAACAUUUACAAUACAUCUCGUAUCUUGGAAAAAUAACAAAGAACCAGAACUAACAUGGAGCAGAUACAAUAAUAAUUAAUAAUAAUAAUAAUAAUAAAAAUGUCUUCCAAAAAUGUAAUUCACCAAAAAAACGUGUGCUAUAAGAAAUAAACCUGCAAUAUCACAUGCCUGGUCGGGCAUGGCACACUGUAACAGAGUUCAAAGAUUUUUUUUUCCAUUUUUUUUCUUUCUUUUUUUUUUUUUUUGUGUUCGCAUCCAUCAAAAGUUGACGGUCAGCCACAGAGCGCCACGCAGGCAACCCUCUUUCACCGUUCACAGGGAAACCAGAAACUAACACCAGGCGUUGACGCUGGCCCGUAAACUAAUGCACUACCACCACUAUUAGACCGGCAUGAAACACACCUACUGUGCUGCAAAUAUUGGAAACGCUACCAAAAGACAAACUGUCAGACCGUAUCGGCCUCUUCGGAGGAAGAUCGCAGGUUUUCGACCGGGGACGGGGCGCCACUUGAGUCCCUUCGCGCAUGCAGCAGGAGAAUGUGACGUUGGCUGUCAAGUUUUCAAACUACUGGAAGUUCAAGUGGAUUUGCUGUGAGGCGAUAGGAGAUGUUUUGACGCGGGGACUGAGGUGGCGUCCUCGUCUGCCGUCAAACUUGUCAACUUUUGACCUCCGAAGAGACUCCCGACUAUGAAAAUCUACAGAGGUGGAGCGACGAAGGGAGAAACCCUUUACGCUGCUCCUCCCACCUAAGUGACCAUACGACAUACAUGCAAACUAGUACAGUAAUGAUCCUGGUGUGUGUGUGUGUGUGUGUGUGUGUGUGUGUGUGUGUGUGUGCGCACGUGCGUAUGUAUGAGUGUGUGUGUGUGAGCAUCUACUUACAUAGAUCUACUACGCUUUCACUUCACCUCACCAGCAAAAAGUGGCUGCGGUGUUGGAUCCAAGUUCAAGCAGGACCACUAACCAACUAAUCAGGCCUUCAUCAAGCUGCUCUGUCGCUGUCAAUCAAAAACUUGAGUAGUAGAUGUCCAAAAUGAAAAGUGUAUGUUGCAGUCCUGGCGUGUUGUGCUAACGUUUGAAUUCCAAGAAGCCAGUUUGUUUCACAGAGGAAAUGUAACGUAACGUGUGUCAGUCAGUACUAUGGGGUUCCUUGAAGGCAUAUAUGUGUGUAUGGGCAAGGGGGGGGCGGGGUUACAGAUGAUAUCAUCGAGGCACAAGAUUGAUGCUCUGCGACUAAAAUAUCUCCAAAUUCUAAAAAAUAGUCUAUUCUGUCGUCCACGUGUGUGAAGUUAACUGUCAUAAAUAAAACUUCUCCAUUUACGUAGAAACUGACUUCCCCCCUCCCCGUUUAGAAAUAUAUUAACUUCUUGUCAUUUUUAAUUAAAAAACAAAACGUCUUUUAAAUAUGUUGCUUCAUUUGUUUCCAUAAAUAACAUCCAGAUACUGACUUUUUUCCUCUGCGUUCUAAGAAAUAAAAACCAAUGUUAGCAAAAUAGAUUACAGAAACUGUAAUAUGUUUUUUUUAAAGUCAUUUUAAGUUACUUUGUAUAAAUGUAUGUGGAAGAACUCAAAUAUAGUCUGAACUUGUCACAAAUUCUUUCCCCUUCCCCCAAAAAACAAAAACUUAAAGCUUGUAAUAAAAAAAAGGAGUGCAUUAAGUCGUGUUUUUUUUUUGUUUUUUUAAAUCUUUGUACAUUCAAAUGCGUUACUUGCUUGACGUGAGAUUUCGUAAAAGUUGGUUACAGUUGCGUAAGUGCAUCCAUUGAGAAUAAGGAUUUCCUAUCACUCCUUCAGAGGGAUCCUACAUAAAUGCAUAAACUUUCAUAUCAAGAAAAAACAUCAACAGUUUCUACUUUUACUAGAACAGAAAGCGUAAUACAAUAUCGGAAUGAAUAAUACUACGAAGAAAUUAACGACUCCAGCGUCGCCACGAGUCAGCGCACCCUUUAGCCCCGAGUAUUUCAUACUGGGCGAGCUGCACAAAUGAAACUUAACACCUACAAGCAUAUUCUUAUUUCGUGUAUCGAUUAAACUACGCUGCAAAUAUACGACUUUUUUUUUUCCCAAACCCACGUUCGCCUUGAGGAGGUGGUAAAGCUUUUUUUAUUGAGUCCUUUAUGCGGAUAAAUCUUAGCUACGAUCUCUUGCUAACAUGCAGGCAAAAACCUUUCAAAGUCGGCGGCGCUCCGAAAAAGAGCGCUACGUCGUCGCCCGCGGCACGCUUCUAGCUGCGGCCGAGGGGCACUGCCCCUCCUUUCAGCUUGUGGGGGGGUGCGGCGCCUUGUCAGCUGCACGCCUCCCAAACUGAAACCUGAUAUGCUUUUGUUUCACAGACUUGCUUUUGCAAAAUAAAUGAACACUGGACUGAAGCUGUGUCUCAAAUCCAAUACUUUCGUCAGUACACUUCCAUCCGGUAUACUGCAUACGCUGUGUACUUAACUUGACAGUGUAUGUCCCAAAUUGAUUACGGUCGGAAAUGACGAUCGCAGUAUUUAACUGUUUCUCCUUCUCUCCUUUUUUAUGGUGAAUUGCAACCACUCGAUCAUUUGGUACGUCUGCUUUUUGCCCACUUGUUGAUUUUUGCAAUAAUAUAAACAAAAUGUAUUCGUUUUUUUAUGACUAUGAUUGAGGAUUGUACUGUAUUUUCCGGACUAUAAGUCGCACUUUUUUCAUAGUUUGGCUGGUCCUGUGGCUGUAUAUCAAAAUAUAUAUUUAUGUAAUUGAACAUGUUUUUAAAUUUUAAUUCAUUCUGACUGAUAUGAACCAGGGAAUGAACAUUACCUUUGACGGCCACAAGGGGCUGCUGUAGGCUUGGAUUCAUUGAUGUGGGAUGUGAUUGGAAGCUCGGUGAACUUGCUUGGCGCUAACUUGCUUGUCGGGCUCACUGGCUUAUUUUAGUUUAGCCUAUUCCACCUGCCAGGUAUGUUCUUUAUGAUAUUGCGAAGCUCAAUAACUGUUCAUGUGUAAAGUUAACAUAGCACACAACUAUUCAGCCUUUUAACUUGUCUUCCCAGAUUUAAUGUAUGAAUUUUGUGAGAUACAUUCUUUAAAAAAUCCGACUUAUAUUCCGAUGCGACUUAUAUGUUGUUGUUUUUUUUCCCUCUUCAGGACCAAUUUUUUGACCAAUGUGACUUACAGUCCAGAAAAUAUGGUACCUGUUUCUUCCUCUUUCCUUUUUGAUUGGUGAACUGCAACCACUUGAAGCAUUUUCACCAACAUUUACAAUGCCCACUUUAUUUAUUUAUUUUUUGCAAUAACUAGAACAGAAUUUAUUACUUUUUUUCGCUUGCGUGUAGAUGUGGUAGUCCCGCACCUUUCGCUACGAAGACAAGAUGGCGACUAUUGAAGGUUGUACCGUCUUUUCUGGACUAUAAGUCCCAGUUUUUUCAUAGUUUUGCUGGUUUUGCGACUUACACUGUAUAUCAAAAUUUAUAUAAUUGAGCACGUUUUUAAAUUUUUAUUUAUACUGACUGACAGCCACAAGAGGGUGCUGUAGGCUUGGAGUCAGUGGAUGAGAUUGGGAGCUUGGUGAAGUUGUACCUGCUUCUUCCUCUCUCCUUUUUUUAAUGGUGAAUUGCAACCACUUGGGGAAACAUUUUGGGGAAACAAUUUGGAACGCCCACUUUUUUCCUUUUUUUUUUUACAAUAGUUAACCCAGAAUUUUUAAUUACUUUUUCUUGCUUGCAUGUAGGUACGGUAGUCCUGCCCCUUCCGCUACAAUUGAGGUUGGUAAGUGUCCAGCACAGCGCACUUACCACCAUGAGUGUUUUGAGUGCACUCAACAGUCACAAAAGCGUGUGAAUUGAAACACAGCAUCAGUCUCCUCCUAAUUUGGUCUUUGGCUACACGCCACUUCUGACCUUUCAGGCGUACUAUGGCCUGAAAACAGGCAGCGCUAAAAAGAAGCGCGCCCUUUGCUUCGUCACCUGUGUGCUCCGCUUAAUAUUCAACAUAACGUCACGCAGAAAAACCCUGAAGAGCACAGCAGCUAUCUUAUAACAUCACGCUCCGUACACAAAGAGCUGUGGCUUGAUAUGAAACGCUAAUAUGCUAAUAAUCAAAGUCUGGAUAGAAUAUUAUUUCAACAACCGACUCGUUUUGUUUAUUGCUUCUUAUCCUAACGUACAUAGAAAGUGAUGUAUUCAUUCGGGGGUUAUUACACAUACAAUUCAUCGGAAUUUGUAUUUUAGAUUGGAUUUAUACAGUAGAGGCUUCAUAAAGGAUAUUAUUAUUACAGUUUAUAGUCUGAGUCUUUUUUUUCAUCUAUAUAUUUGGAUGAAAUACUAAGUUAAUCCCUUUGAAAUAAUAUUUGUUACACGUAUGGAUCUAUCUAAUAUACUAUGAAGAGUCAAAAGAAGGAUGGGUCGUGUAUAAUAAAAGGUUUUACUCUCCCUAAAACUUUUGUCGGAAUGAUGCAAAGCGGAAGCAGUCCUCGCGUAUUUACAAAGCGAGCCCUCCGUUGUUGUGAAACAACGAGAAGGGCAAAUAAAAAUGAUAGGGAAUCCUUAUGUGCAUGUCUCGUCAAAUCCUAGCAAAUAUUUCACCAUCAGUGGUCGGUUUGGUAUGAAUGAAAUGUUUGGUAAAUAAGGUGCUUGAACUCGUUCGUCUUUGUGAUUUCCUCGGUGCCCUCCUCCAAGCCGAGGUUCAUUCACAUUCUUUUACUCGAAAACACAAGUUGUUUCAGGGGGUGGUGCAAUCCAAGGCCAGAAUGUCAGUGUCAUGGCAGAAUAGCAAAAUAUUAAGGCAGAAAACAACAAUAAAAAAUACAAAUAAUUAACUGGACGUGCUGUGCAAUUUCUCCAUAAAAUGAGAACUACGCUUUAUUUUUAUACUCUCCCUUCAUAGAACGUAAGGUACUUUUAUUUUGAAAGAACAGUGCUCUCUUUGCCUCCAAAGAGUGCGUUCACAUUUGUCGUGUUUGGUUCGGUUCAAAGGAACUCUGGUGCAUUUAGGCUAUCAUCCCGACCCCGGUGUAAUAACGAGCCAUGCGGCCUCAUCGCAGUCUUCUAACAAGCGCUACUGCGCAUGCGUUUAUCCCUUUUUGAAGGAAUCUUUCAUGUGAGUACAAUCUUUACACCUAAUAAUGCUACAGUAGUGUAUUUUGUCAUUUACUAUACAUGUUUUGCACAAGGGGUGUCCAAACUUUAUCCAGCGAGGACCACAUAGAAAAAUGAGAGGAUGCAAGGGCCACUUGCAUCGCUCUUUGCUGUUUUUCCCCAUUUUGGGGUUUUUCUUCAUUUUCCAAAUGUUUCAGCUGUCUUCUUAAAUCAUCUUUGUAAAUGUUCUUUCCCAUAAUAUUUUGACUUUAUUCCCAACCCAAUUUUCCAAAAAGUACUACUUUGUUGUGUUUUGUUUUGUUUCUCAUGUUACAACUUUUAGACUUUCUUUUCAUAACUUCUUCCGCAACCUAACUUUCCAAAACUUUUUAUUUUGUUUCUCAUAAUAUUUUAAAAAUAACUUAAAAAAAACAUAAUAAUAACAUUAUAACUUAAAAAAAAAUGUAUUUUUUUCUUUCAUAUUUCAACUUUAUGCUACUAAAAUAAUGUUACUUUUCCUCAUCAUUUUACAAUGUUAUUCUUGACUUUUUCGUGUUAGAUUACAACUUCCUUCUUCUAAUAUUUUGACUUUAUUCUUGUAAAAUGGCUGCUGAUUUUUCCAUUUUUUCUGCUGCUGUUUUUUUUUUUUUUUUUUUAGAAUGUGCUGCAGGCCAAUAAAACAGACAAGGGCUGCAAAUGGCCCUCCUUUUACACUCUAACAUACAUAUCAUGUAUAUGUAAAUAUACAUGUUGUACACUACAACCUAUUAAACGCUGGCCCUUACAAUUGUUUAGGUCAGGGGUGUCCAAAGGACAUUUGCGGCCUGUGGCAGAUUUUUUUUUUUUUUAUCGACCCUAUGCACCUUUUAAAAAAUACAAUUUAAACAAGUAAACUAACAAAAACAACAAGAAAAAUUGGAAAAAAGAGCAGUAAUUUUACAAGAAUAAAGUAGAGAUAUUCGGAUAAGGUCAUAUUGUUAAUGUAAAAAAUUGUAACAUCACGGCAAAAAAACGUACGAGCAUAAUGUCGUAAUACUAUGAGGAAAAAAGUCAUUUUCACAGUAAUUUGCGCAACAAUUUUCGCCAUAUUAGUAACAAACAAAGAAUAAAGUUGCAAUUCUUAGGAAAAAAAGGUUGGAAUAUUGAGGGAAUAAAGUCACAGUAUUUUGAAAAAAAUGUUCAAGAAGUCAGUGGAAAUAUUUGUAAAACUGAAAAACAGCAACAGCAAAAAUGGUCAAACAAGCAGUGGACAAAAAGUACUAAUACACUUUGUGAUCUGUAACGGAAUCUUGAAAUAUAUACAGUAUACAGUAACUUGUUAGCAUAUCUACAUGGGUUGGGUUACAAAAUGUAAAAUAUCAAA